AAAAUUUUAUCUGACAGAUGACGUAGAACGUCACAAAGUUUGAGAACGAGCCAGACAGACAAAAGGGGGCAGAAGAAGAAGAAGAAAAAAUCACAUAGACCACUCACUUGUUUUGUUUGAUUUCAUUUUCUUUUGGUUUCUGAGCAUCCUUUGGUCAUCGUACAGCAUGGAUUCGAAAAUCGCCAAUAUUUCUGUAAUAUUUUUCGAUCUGGACAACACACUAAUAACAACCAGAAAAGCAGAUAAAUUGGCGUGCAACAAGCUAAGCGAAAUAUUAUGGGAGAAGUAUGAGGUUCAGGUGGAGACGUCAAUUGCCAUCUGCAGCAAAUACUUGAAAGCUUUCCGCAAGUGUCCGGAUAAUCCGUCCGUGGAAUUGCAUGCCUGGAGGAGGAAGCUGUGGAUGCAAGCUCUUGGAGAUGAAUAUACCGCCAUUGCUGGCGAGGUAUAUUUGAAAUGGCUACAGCUCCGUUACCAUUAUUUAGCGCUGACCCCGGACGUGCAAAUGUUGUUAAAGAAACUGAGGCUCCAUUUCCGGUUGGGCCUGAUUACCAAUGGGCCCUCGUGCGCGCAGUGGGAGAAAGUUGAGAGGUUGAAUUUAAAGGGUUAUUUCGAUUUGAUCGUUGUCUCUGGGGAUCUUCCGUGGGAAAAGCCGCAGCACGAGAUCUUCCACGAGGCUUGCAGGUACUUGGGGGUGGAGCCCGGGGAGUGUCUGAUGGUGGGCGACAAACUCGAGACAGACAUCUUGGGUGGAAAGCAAGCAAAUCUUGCUGGAACAGUUUGGAUACCGCUGGUCACGGACUCGCCCGAAAGAGCAGCAGAUUUCCAUCCAGAUUUCAUUAUCAGCAAGGUUACAGAUUUACCUGGCCUCUUACCACAAAGAACCGCUCCAGUUUUCAGGCAACAGAAAAAUGUUGUUUUCAGACUCUCCCGGGAUCAACUUCUCGACGACGAUGACUGCAGCAACAACAGCUGUUGAUCGUGGAAGUACUACCACACGCCCCCACAUCGUUUAGACAAUAAGUAUAUACGUUUUUUUUUCUAUUUUAUAUAUCGUUUUUAAUACCAUGAUAACACGCUUACCAUCUUGUGCAAUUGAGAUUUUAACUUGCCGAAAGCUAUUGGAAGUAUUAGACUUAAUUGAUUUAACGAGGGAUCUGCCUUUAUAGGAUGGUGGUGCUAUCUACAUAAAUAUACAAUUUUUCGAUAUCGUUAGUAUAGAUAUUGAGAACUUUGUUACGUUCUCCCCGAAAACAAAUCUUGGUUAUAUAUAUAUAUCUCGAUUAUUUCCUAUAUACUACAAGAGAUGACUAGCAAUGUUUGGCAAACAUUAUUACAAAUAUUAUAAAACAGAGUAUAUUAAUUAUAAGCAGAGUUACCAUUAUAUAAAAAAAUAUGUACAAUGAUGCAUGCAAAUUGACUAUGCAUACAAUAAGUAUACAUUAUAGCUACCUGAGUUGCGAUGUCAAUUGUAAUGCGAACAGGGUUAAGAGGUGGAAUAAGUAUAUUUUUAUAUUCUAGAGAACAUUAACUCGAUGUGCGGUUCAUAUUGUUGAAUCACGAUUUAUAUAUAUUUCGCAUGUGAUCGAACGGUAAGAACCGGUGAUAAACCAAUAAAAGAUACUAAUAUUCGUCAAUUUGGGUGUAUCAUUGUGAUGAAAGGUAUAGUAUAAGAAAGAUGAAUAAAUCAGAAGACAUCUGAUAGAAACGAAGUGCAAAUUUCAUUAUAUUUUAUAAUUUUCUUAUAUUUAUAUAUUCACUAAGUUCGAUUUUCUUUCACAUUUUUUUUACUUGGCGUAAUAAUCUUAAAAUGCUUUUUAAAUUCAUCCUUCAUUUCUUCGCAUAUGAUUGAAUUGGAAUAAAACACAAUCGAUGUACCCCAUCACAAUUUCCUCUCCUCAAUUGAUUUGUACCUGAUUAAAAAGAUUUAUUUUAUUUACUUUAUAUGUAAUU
Molecule: messenger RNA, 1950 nt
Organism: Nicrophorus vespilloides
Lineage: Eukaryota; Metazoa; Arthropoda; Insecta; Coleoptera; Silphidae
Product: N-acylneuraminate-9-phosphatase
Exons: 3
Coding region: 167-976 (269 amino acids)
Molecular function (GO): hydrolase activity
Source: RefSeq, a predicted model, not a curated record